Plasmodium coatneyi is the source of this 3189-nucleotide messenger RNA. RefSeq lists its product as uncharacterized. Gene Ontology annotation, cellular component: membrane; cytosol; intracellular membrane-bounded organelle. The coding region runs from base 1 to 3189 and encodes 1062 amino acids. The transcript has a single exon. Gene Ontology annotation, molecular function: sterol binding. Lineage: Eukaryota; Apicomplexa; Aconoidasida; Haemosporida; Plasmodiidae. The record is from RefSeq and is a predicted model, not a curated record.
AUGCUGGGCGGGAAAUAUUUGAACCUGAAAUUGUUCAGCGAGAAGAAGAACUCCCUGGCGAGCACCACCACAGAAGAAUCCCGAGGCAGCCACAGCAGCGGCACGCAAAAUGAGGGGGGAGGCCACGCCCACAGGUAUAGCAGAGACAAGAGAAUAAUUCACGAAGGGUGGUUAAACAAAUGGACAAACAUCAUAGGAAGUUACAGACCAAGAUACUUCGUGUUGGAGAAUGGAAUACUAAGAUACUCCAUAGAUAAAUUUUCGCCAACGAAGGAGACCUUUGGUUUAUCGCAUUGCAAAAUAAAAGUUUGCCCUGAUGACCCACUGCACUUUGAAAUUGAUACCACUGAGCAGGGCGUCCUCUACUUGAAGGCAGACUUUCCAGAAGACAAACACAAGUGGUACAUAUCGUUUAAGAAGGCACAACUGAGUUACCUACACGGGAGGCAUAACAAGAAGGGGUACAUAGACGUCAACAAUUUUAAUGUAUCCACCAACUCGGAGUUCAUAUGGAAAAUCAUAAACAACACUAAUGACUUAUGUAAGAGUCGGACAAUCAGCUCGGUUGGGGAGGAGAAAAAAAGUGUGAAAAACCACACCGAUCAGGACGGACAAGGGGUGAACUCACCAAAUGGAAAGACAGAACAGACGGGCAAGCUGGACAAAACUUCAUCCUGUGUCAUACUGGACAGCACAGAAGGAACGGUAAAAACGCAGGGAAUGAAAAACAUCAACCUAGACGAUGUGUUCAUCAGCUGCACCGAUUUCGAAGACAAAAGUCCAACUCUCUGUCUUAUGGAAAAUAUCGUGUCGUUAAAGGAAAUUACGAGAGAUUUGGUAAAAAAUUCACAACUUAGUGAAGCGAACUCCAUUCUGAGGAAGAUCAAAUCGGAGUCCAACUGCAACGUAAACUGUGAUACAGUGGGGCCUGUGCUCUACCAGCUGUCCAACUCAAUCGACUGCAUGGAUGCCGUCAUUGAAAAAUACAUCAGCUGCACGGAGAUGCUCCUGAAAGAGGAAAACGUCCAGUUGAAAUGCAUGAACAAAUCUUUGAAAUUACUGGCCAAGCAAAAUUAUUUCUUGGAGAAAUCACAGGACAAAAAAAGCUUUAGUGAUUUACAAGAUAAGGUAAGAAAUCACUUCGAGAAAUUUAACUUGUACGUGAAUGAUCAGGAGAGUGAGGAGGAAGAAAAUGAGGACAUGUUUUUCGACUGCGAUGAUGAGUCAUUUUGUGAGGAGGAAAAUGAUCCCUCCAAUGUUGCUCCAUCUGGUGACCCGCUUUCCAACGAAGGGGGGCAGCGGAGGGAUGCCAACUCUGGGGGAACUUCCGAAAAACGUCUUCCUCUUGGAGGAUCACCGGAAGAGGGGAACAAAUCGGAGGAGGAGAAGGAAGAAGAAGAAGCGCCACCACCGGAAGGGUCAUCCAUCCGUCCAUCAAUGCUCCAUACAAAUGAAACAAAGACGAGUGUAACGACAUGGGAACACUGCCAGGAGGAUGCACACACGGAAGGGAAUGUCGCCCCUGUGGAGAGCCACACCAACGAAACGGACGACACAGACGAAAACGACUUGCACUUAAUCCAACUGUGCACGGAAGGAAAUAUAAAGUCCCUAAAUUUUAACCAAAUUGAUAUAUACACAGACAACAAAAUUAAGAGGAGGACUAAACUGCCAAGUCCGCGAACAGACAUAAAAAUUAGCAUGUGGUCCCUGCUGAAGGACUGCAUCGGGAAGGAUCUCUCCCGCAUAGGGAUGCCCAUUUAUCUGAAUGAACCCUUCUCAUUUUUGCAAAGACUGGCAGAAGAUUUCCAAUACGUGUAUCUACUCCAGCGCGCUUCUAAAGAAAUUGAAAGUACUAGUAGGCUUGCCUACGUGACGGCCUUUACCAUAUCUCCCUACGCUUCCGUCAUCGGUCGAACGUUUAAGCCAUUCAAUCCCUUGUUAGGCGAAACGUACGAGCUGACGCACAGGAAAUUCUUCUUCGUGUCGGAGCAGGUAGUCCACCACCCCCCUAUCACAGCAUACCACUGCCACAAUGAGUACAUGAGAAAUUUUGCCAGCAUAAGUGUGAAUGUACAAAUUUUGGGAAAGUCAGUCGAAGUCACUAUUCCAGGGUCCAGUCACCUCAUCCUUAGGUACCAGAAGGGGGGGAAUUCUCCAAGGGGAGGAGGAAGGUACACGAAGAAAUGUACACGUUUGGGUAGGAAUCGUUUUUUUGUUUCCACGGAGGAUGCCAACCUGGACGAAUGUGAAGUGCGGACGUGCGCCUCCACCAGGGGAAACAGGCAGGGAAGUGGUACGCACAGUGCACACUUCGCCGAAGAUGGGGCCAAUCCGAAUAGAGGAGAUCCACAGAACAGUGCCCCCUUGCCAGGCGCAGACACCCCCGAGUACGCACACGAGCAUUACACAUAUCAAAGAGCCAACAUGAUAAUCCACAACAUCAUUUUUGGGAAGUUGUGGGUCGAGCUGCAUGGAAACGUACUCAUAAGAAAUCACAACAAUGGGGAUUUCUCCAUCGUCCGUUACAUUCGCAAGGGAUGGUUUGACAACGAAAUCCACAAGGUAAGAGCUGUCGUAUGUGAUCGUUACAAAAAUAUAAUUUUCUAUAUAUACGGAAAAUGGUCACAAGAAAUUAACGUAGCUUAUGUGAAGCAUCUAAAAAAACAGGAAUACGAUUCGUACUUUUUCAAUGCUGAUGGGUCCGAAAAUACUAGCCACUUUAACAGAAAUGCUUUGAAUGAUUUUAUUGGAAACGUUGACUGGCAGUUUUAUGAGAACAAUGUAGAUCUCCUAAACGGAGUGUGUGUGUGGAGGGCCUCCAAACGGCUGAAACACAGUGAAUUAUACUACGGGUUUAACAAUAUGACCGUGGAAUUGAACGAAAUAACUCCCGAAUAUGAUCCAUCCAAGGGGGCGGCUAUUGCCUGCACGGACAGCAGAUUCAGGCCCGAUCAGAGGAGUUACGAAAAUGGAAAUAUUGAAAUUGCCAUGAGUGAAAAACAGAGACUUGAAAACAAACAAAGAAUGAACUCGAAAAAAUACGUGGGGAAAGACUCCUACAAGCCGAAAUGGUUUUACAAGCAUAAGGACCCCAUUUAUAAGGACAGGGAUAUGUACCUCUUCAACAAUGAGUACUGGGUCGCGAAGGAGAAGGGACUCUUCACGGACACGCCCGACAUAUUCUGA